This is a messenger RNA of Juglans microcarpa x Juglans regia, 597 nucleotides long. Its product is annotated as cold and drought-regulated protein CORA-like. The coding region runs from base 97 to 417 and encodes 106 amino acids. NCBI's taxonomy places the organism in Eukaryota, Viridiplantae, Streptophyta, Magnoliopsida, Fagales, Juglandaceae. The record is from RefSeq and is a predicted model, not a curated record. The transcript is spliced from 2 exons.
CACUACAGACUCAUUAUCCUUCACUCAACAGAGUUAUCUUCCAAUUAAAGAGUCUUUCCCAAGUGCAUUGUCCGAUUCUCUAAGUUGUUAAGGAAAAUGGCUUCCUCCAAGGUUUUUCUUCUUCUCGGUCUUGCCUUUGCCGUUGUUCUUCUGGUCUCAGCUCGUGAGCUCGCUGAGACUACUCAAACCCAGGAGGCUGUACAAACUGACUCUGUGGAGGAUGCCAAGUAUGGUGGCCACGGGUAUGGCCACGGCUACGGACACGGCCACGGUCACGGACACGGUAAACCAGGUCAUGGUGGUCACCCAGGACAUGGUGCUGCUGGCGAAACUGAAACCUACGGACACGGUAAACCAGGCCAUGGUGGUCACCCAGGACAUGGUGCUGCUGGCGAAACUGAAACCGACCAAAACUAGACAAAUCCCUUAUAUAUGGUGUCUGCAUGGAUGGGUUUAGUAAUAAGAUGUACUAGUACUCUAAGCUUGUAUGCCAAUAAGGUCGCUGGAUGUCUGUGGGUCAUGUAUAAGCUUUAUCUUUGUACUUUUGUCGUAUUUCUUUCUGCUUUUUAAUAUUAAUCGCAACGUGCUUAAUCCUAA